AUGAUUAUAAUCAUCUAUUUACUUAUUCAAUAUGUUCUCGAUGAACGACAAUUAUUUAAACUUAAAUAUACCUUUUAUGUUACUAUAGUCAUGUUAGUUGCCAUUAUAGUACAACCUAUAUUUGUUCUACGACCACGCAAUCCAUUAAACAUACGUCUAGCAUCUAUCGUAUUGAAUCCAAUAUUUCGUUUAUUAAAUUUAAAAUAUCGUGUUGAAAAUGCUCAAGUAUUAGAUGACGAUAAAACUUGUAUUAUUGUUGCAAAUCAUCAAUCAUCUAUAGAUUUUAUUGGCAUGAUGCAUAUUUGGUCAGAACAUAUUCGAUAUUGUACAAUUUUAGCAAAAAAAGAAUUAAUUUGGGUUGGACCAUUUGGUAUAACAUCAUGGUUAGCUGGUGUAGAAUUUAUUGAUAGAAAAAAUCGUCAACAAUCAAGUGAAACAAUGUCUUAUAUAAUGAAAAAAAUUCAAAAUAAAUCACUUCGAUUAUGGAUUUUUCCUGAAGGAACACGAAAUAUGAAUGAAACAUUUCUUCCAUUUAAACUUGGUGCUUUUCGUUUGGCUAUUGAAGCACAAGUACCAAUUGUACCGAUUGUUUUUUCAUCUUACAAGUCAAUAUAUAAUGCAGACAAAUCGAAUAAUACUUAUUAUUGGCGUCCCGGUUGUAUAACUAUCAAAUGUCUUGAACCAAUCAAUACGACAGGUAUGACACUUGAAAAUGAUCUUCAACGAUUAACUGAAAUGACUCGAAAACGUAUGCUUGAUGAAUAUCUAACAAUUCAGACAACUAUGGACGAAGACAAAAAGGGCAAAUGA
Messenger RNA from Rotaria sordida, 810 nucleotides. The record is from the annotation of a GenBank genome assembly. Lineage: Eukaryota; Metazoa; Rotifera; Eurotatoria; Philodinida; Philodinidae.